Molecule: messenger RNA, 684 nt
Organism: Tripterygium wilfordii
Lineage: Eukaryota; Viridiplantae; Streptophyta; Magnoliopsida; Celastrales; Celastraceae
Product: thioredoxin-like protein Clot
Exons: 2
Coding region: 35-529 (164 amino acids)
Cellular component (GO): cytosol
Molecular function (GO): protein-disulfide reductase [NAD(P)H] activity
Source: RefSeq, a predicted model, not a curated record
UAUUUGAGUAACUUCGUUAUCAGUCUGUUUCACGAUGGGGCGAUAUAGAAAACAGGUGCGCCCCUCGAGAAUCUAUCCUCGCUACUUCUUCCUCUUUCUCCGACCCAGAUUUCUGCCCCCGAGAAAAUCGAAAAUGCCUCUCAAGACGAUCGACGCGACCGUUUCGACCUUUGACAGUGUGUUUGACGAGUUCGGAUCGGAGGCACCCAAGAACAAGGUCAACCUCAUCCUCUUCUUGGCCGAUAAAGACCCAUCUACCAACCUCAGUUGGUGCCCUGAUUGUGUGAGGGCUGAGCCGGUUAUAUACAAGAAGCUCGAAACAUCCACAGAUGAUGUAGCACUUCUCCGAGCUUAUGUUGGAGACAGGCCAACAUGGAGAAAUCCACAGCACCCUUGGAGAUCAGACUCAAGGUUCAAGCUCACUGGAGUUCCAACACUGAUCCGUUGGGAGAACGGUGCAGUCAAAGCUCGUCUUGAAGACCAUGAAGCACACCUUGAAAGGAAAAUCGAUGCCCUCAUUUCGAGCUAAUAAGUUUUAGAGUGCAAUGUUUGCAGAAGUAACAUAACUUUAACAUAUGACUAUGAUACUUACAUCUCUGCGUGAUCAUUAUGCGCCAUCUCAAGGCUAGUAAAUAAAAUUGCAUUUCUAUGCUAGUAUCAUAGAAAAGUUAGAAUCUUUUUGUU